AUGAUAACUCCACGAGUAUUUUAUCUUGCACUAGCACUAUCAGGCUUAGGUAAAGCCAAUGUCUUUCAGCGACAGAGCGGCCCCGUCGACCCGUCGACGGACCCAGACUGCAGUUUUUUUGACACUGCUUUUAGCACAGCUGAUACGUGUGACUUUUUUGAGUCAAACUGGGGAAUUUCCCACACAGAUUUUGUUUCAUGGAAUCCAUCUGUGAAAGCAGACUGUAGUGGCAUAAAAGUUGGUAACUCCUAUUGUGUUGAAGUCACUCGGCCACCACCUACAAUAACCACCACGACCUCAAAAUCCCCUACUGCAACCAGCCCUGUCAAACCAUCACCAACUCAAGAAGGACUCAUAGACUCUUGUACCACCUUUUAUAAGGCCAUACGCGGGGACACGUGUGACAAGAUAGUCACCCGUAACGGUACAUUCACGUUUGCUCAGUUCUUAGCUUGGAAUCCAGCUGUCGAAAGUGAUUGUGCUGGACUCCAGGCGAACGUUUUCUACUGUGUAGGAAUUCCCGGUACGCCAACUACCUCCACAGGGCCUAGCCCUACUUCAACGGGGCCUGUGAAACCGUCGCCGACACAGGAAGGCCUAAUUGAUACAUGUACGAAUUUUUAUCAGGCUGCCAGAGGAGACACUUGUGAUGUAAUCGUUCAAAAGUAUCGUACAUUCACAUUUUCUCAAUUUCUAACCUGGAACCCCGCUGUUGGAAGAGAUUGCAGUGGUCUUCUAGCAGCGGUAUAUUACUGUGUCGGCAUUCCCGGUACGCCUACGCAACCACCUGUCACUACUACAUCAACCACUCCAGGGAAUGGUAUUCAGACACCUCAGCCGACGCAGCCUGGCAUGGUCAGCAACUGUGACGCUUUCUAUUUCGUUAGUCCAGGGGACAGAUGUCAAAUGAUUGCCGACAAGAAUGGGAUCUCUCUCACUCAGUUUAUCACUUGGAACAAUGUCGGCGGGGCUUCAUGUCCGGGUUUGCAAGCCAACGUCAAUGUAUGUGUAAGCAUCAUUGGUCACACGGCAACAAUUACGAGCACCAAGCCAGCUACUACAACUGCCCCAUCGAAUGGUAUUCAAACUCCGCAACCAACGCAGCCAGGUAUGGUUGGAAAUUGUGACGCCUUCUAUUUUGUGCAACCGGGAGAUGGCUGUCAAAAGAUUGCUGACAGAAGUGGUAUCUCACUCGCCCAAUUUAUCUCAUGGAAUGAUGUGGGUGGUGCUUCUUGUGGUGGCCUCCAAGCAAAUGUGAAUGUUUGCGUGAGCAUCAUUGGGGUUUCACCAACUUUCGUUUCGACAACAGCAACUUCGGUAUGUGCGACCGCUGCUCCAACUCCAACGCAACCAGGAGCGGUGUGUCGAUGCAAAACUUGGCAUCAGGUACGCGAAAACCAGUUUUGUGGAGAUAUUGAAGCUUUGUACAGAAUCACUGCUGCACAAUUCAAUGCGUGGAACCCGCAGGUUGGAGCGGACUGCAGGCUGUUGUUUUUGGGUUAUUAUGUCUGUGUUGGUGUAUAG
Messenger RNA from Glarea lozoyensis ATCC 20868, 1524 nucleotides. Its product is annotated as LysM. NCBI's taxonomy places the organism in Eukaryota, Fungi, Ascomycota, Leotiomycetes, Helotiales, Helotiaceae. Bases 1 to 1524 code for a protein of 507 amino acids. The transcript has 3 exons. The record is from RefSeq and is a predicted model, not a curated record.